Molecule: messenger RNA, 3690 nt
Organism: Mesorhabditis belari
Lineage: Eukaryota; Metazoa; Nematoda; Chromadorea; Rhabditida; Rhabditidae
Source: the annotation of a GenBank genome assembly
AUGAUCACGAGAAAAGCGAUCGUUUUUCAUUUAUGGCUGCUAUUUAUUUUGCCAUGCUACGCAAAGCAGCUAAUGAGAAGCUCAUUGAGUGAGGAUUAUUUCUCGAUUGGAGCCCAUUUGUCAGCUGAUGGGUUGAGCCGAGCGCUGAGGGGAACACUCAACGAUCUUUUGUUGCAAAACGAGGCACUGAAACAUGUCGAGUCGUUGAACUACGAGAAAAUCGAGGUUAAUCCAAUGCAAAUCCUCAACGAAAUGACUGAGGGAAUCGACGGGAAACUCGGCGAAAUCAAAAGGCAACUCUCAAAAAUCGCCGAAAACACGUCACUAGAUGGGAAAACGGUGAAAAACUCGUGUCGAUACGUCACCGAUCCACUCCGCAGCUCAAUAAAACCCAUCGGUCAGUGUUGCUCAAAUGUGGAAAAUGGAGGGAAUUUUGUGACGAAUGAGAAUCUGACAUCCAAUUUGUUGAGAGAACCAUUCGUCGACUCGUUUUUUCUCUACAAUUCACAACAAUUUGCCGAAUGUCCGCCGAGAAGGAUACCAGUGAAAAGAAGUCAUAACUGGAAAGCCAUUGGCGUCGGUUUACGGGAAGUGCAGCGACAAGAUCGGCAUGAACGAAAAGACGUGGUGAUCGCCAUCGAUUUGGGUGGAAUCACCAGCGAUGGGCAAUUGAAUCGAGUGAAAAAUACGGCGAAAUUGUUGCUCGAGCUUGGAUUGGAAAAACAUCGUUACACCGUCAUCGUCAAUACGAUUAAUGGUCUCGAGACUCAAUGCAAUUCGAAUCUCAAAACUCUACAGGAUUUCGUGGAUCAAAUCAAACUUCCCGAUGCUCACCUCAAAUCCUCGCAUCCGGAGAUUGUUGAAGCGGCGACGGGAUUAUGGGAAAAUUCGACAAAUGUCACGCAUAUUUUGCAUUACUUCUCUCGGGGAAUGUUGUCCGAGCUAUCUGAGGCGCCAAAAACUCUGGAAGUGCUAGCAAAACGAUUUCUCGACUUACCCUACCAUUUCCGUGUUAACACUUUCGCGAUCGGCGAUGAGAACCGAACUCCUCUACUUUGGUCAACCGAAUUCCUGCAAUCGAUCUCGCAACUCGAUUUCACUCGCUAUCGUCAAUCAAUGAGCGAUCAAGUGCAGCAAAGGUUCAACGGCUCCGAGCACUUUCCGACUCUGGGAAAGUUAAUAUUGCUGAAUGGCUCAGAGGCGCACGAAUUGCAAUUGAACACUUUGUUGGAGUUGACUGAGAUCGAGAAAUCGACGAAAAGUGAAGACCAAGUGUUUAGCUACUACGCGAAUGGAUUUGAGAAGUUGACUGUGAUGAGGAAUCAAAAAAAUCUUCUUAUUGGUGGCGAGUUGGAUGUGAGAAUUUUGAUUGACUCAAUCCUUACGCACAAUUUGAUCGUCUUUUCUCCAAAAGUUGCACAAUUAGAAGCCUAUUUCUUGGAUUUCACUGGAAAUGUGAUCGCUUCAAGCAAGACAAUUUCAUCAAAAGUUUCCCUGUCAGAUCUAGACGAUUGGGCAAAUCGAGAGCAUCAAGUGACCUCCAGAUUCUCGAAGCCAGAUCUCGAACGCGGCGAGUUCUCAGUGAUCACUCGAGCGAAUACCAAGAGAGAGUACUUAUGGCAAAAGCUUCACAAUGGCCCAUUCGUGGUUCUACUCGGGUACUUGAAAGGGAAAUUUCCUGAAAAGUUACAUUUGAAAGAAAGGCUGGAUCGGCAACUCGCAAAUUUCGAUCAUCUCGUCUAUUACCAAUUCAAUUUACAAAGAGAUCUCCAUCAUCAAUGCGCUUACCAUGGAUCGUUAGCAGUCUCAAAUAAAGCCUCUCUUUUUCUUUCAUUUGAUUCAUUUGAGCCAUUUGCUCGAAAAUCAGAAAUAAGCGAGCAGCUUGUGGUUAACUAUUGGGUUUAUUUAACGGAUAGGAUCGGUUUCUUUCGCUCGUCAGCGAUGAAAGAAGGGAUUCGAGAGGAGGCAGCAAUUCUAGCGAUCAUCUCCAAAAUGUGGAUUGGAUUGGAAAAAAACCCAUCAGUGAUUCGACGUUUCGCGGCCACCCGGCGCGGCCUCUUCGUCACCCAACCAGCUGCUGUGCUUGAGCCGAAAUUUGAUCCAAGAACACAGGAAUGGUACAUUUCCGCAAUGGAAUCUCCAGGGAAAAUCUCGAUUAUCGGUCCGGUGGCUGAUCCGAUUCUAGGCGAUUUUGUCAUUGUAUCGACGACGAUUAGCAUCGAGAAUCAGGAAGUGCUAGUAAUCGGUGUCGAAAUCUCGAUGUACUAUCUCACUCACAUCAUUCAACGAUCGGUUCCAUCGUGCAAUGAGGGUCGUCGCUGUCUCCUCCUUUCCAAAAACGGGAACGCGCUCUCGAUUCCCGACGAGUUGCUGAAGAAAAUCUCGGUGGAUGCUGUUGAGAGAUACCACAUCGCUCACGUCGACCCUGUGCUCGCCUCCCAUCUCCUCGCCUCUAAAUCCCUAUUCGCCAAAUCGGAGUGCAAAGACGUGAACGGGCAAUUGAACCACCAGUUCCACUUCAAUCUCACGUUUAAUCGAGUCUUGAGCAACGGUUGCUUUUCCACUGCUCCUCAUCGUCAAUCACUUCACUCCGAGGUUCUCCUCGUGCCACAAACGAAUGCCUUUCUCGUGCUCAUCAACGAAACUUGCUCAAUGGAAAGGGAAAAGGAAUCUGGGCACUUUUGCCCAUGUUCGGUCUCGGAUCGGCGGUGCUGGUUUUGCGAGCGAUUUGACGUGAAUGAGUGCGAGUGUCCAUGCUCAUGCACUUUUACUGAUAAAUCUACAUGUGGCAAAGAAGAACUAAUGCCUCCACGAGUACCCAUAUGCAGAAAUUCACCUCACACUUUCGAGCUGAUGAAAGCACCAAGUUUCCUGGAAGAAUGCCAGCCAACAAAAUGUGAGACCAUCCAGAAGCAGUUACCUUGUGAUCUGACAGCUGGUUGCACUUGGUGCCACUCUGAGAUGAAAGAGAACAAGGCAAAGGAAUUGUUGACAGCGAAAUGCCUCCCAAUUCCUCAAUGCUAUCGUGGAGUUUUGGGAAGAUCUGUGAACACUCUGAAAAGCGAGCAAGAGUCCACCCCACCACCCCUUCCCACCACUCCACUUUCACUCAUCGUUGCUCUCAUCUUCUUCAUCGUGAUUCUCAUCCUCAUCGCUACGUUAUGCUACAAGAAUAGAGUAUCUCGCCUUCGAGAACGCCGAAUCUGCUCAACUGAUCCAAGUGGAGGACCGCUUUGCGCUCGUUUCAACUCCCUAGAUCCAAAUGAGGAUUUCUAUUUUGAUCACGAGGGAUUAAGCCGGGAAAAACUCGUCGUGUUAGCGUCAUUUGAGCGCUCGAAUGGCCCAGCCAAUCGAAUAGAUCAACCACAACGCGGCCCUGUCUCAGAUCUCGGCUAUUCAACAAUGACUGAAAAAACUGGCGAAGACAGUGAUGCUGGAAUCACAUCGUCGCAUCCAACUGUGCGCCUUCGGAUGAAUGACGGAGGAACACGAGUGCCCGGUCGAUCUUGUUCAGCCCAUUUGAGUCGUUUAAUCGAAUCGCCAAAGCGUCAGAGUCGAUUCACGGAUUUUGCUCACUGUUCUCCAUACAAUGCACACAUCGAUUCAAAUAUCCCAUCGUCUUCGUCAUCAGUGGUGACAACUGAAGUCGAUAUCCAUCAACCGCCAUCAAUUUUACCACAACUGAUCGAG